UUUUCAUAUGUGUACUGAAUUUAAUUUUAUAAAUAGUUAAACUAAGAUGAUAUAGACAUCCCCUAGACUAUAUUUGAGAAGUGAUUUUUAAAAAUUUGCUUACAUGUCAUCUCUACAAAGACUCUCACAAAAAAAAAGAUAACAUGGCACACUUAAAUAGAUGACAUGGCUUAUGAAAAAGAUGACAUGGCUUGUGAAUACUUAAAACUAUAACAUUAUUCCCCGAAGGAAAACUAUAUGGAAAAUAUAUGAUUCCUAUAUUCAAUCAAUAUGGAAAAUAUAUUAUUCAUAUAUUCAAUGACGUGAAUGUUAUAUAUAUAUCAUUCAUAUUACCUUGCAAUAAUUAUUUAACAAAAAGCUUUAGGCCAUGUCGUCUCACACACCUAAAAAAAAUUCUUCUUCUCUUUUGACCAACACUUAUUCAGCUGAGGAAAAACUCAAACCCCUGCAGAUUCCUAUCGACGAUGAUAAAGAAUACAUCGAAGCUAUUAAAGAAGCAAGUUUUUGGUGUUCAGCAAAGUGUCUUCGUCAACUGUUUUGUACAAUGUUGCUUUCAAAUAAUACCAUAACUCCAGAAAACAUAUGGAAUGCUACUUGGAAAAUACUAUCAACAGAUAUAUCAUGUAACGAAAGGAAAAAAAUGGAUGAUACAAGUAAGAUCCUUUUUUUUCGAAAAAAGGAGGAUAAGUAAUACUAAUUAAAUUUCAUUAUAAUGCUCAAUGCUUAUAAUUUAAAUUUGAUUCUUUUCUUUCAGAUUUAAAUUUCUCAGAAGAUCAAAUUAAGAGUUUAGCUUUGGCGGAUAUCAAAUCACUCAUGCGUAUCAAUGGAAGCUCCUUGACAAUAUUUAAGAUUUGAAAUGCCUUAUCAAUAAUAUAAUCUCCGUCUAUUGUUAAACGGUGGCUUUGAUUGCAAUUCUAUUUAUCUUUUAUGUUGUAUUUUAUUAAUAUUAAUUUAAAAUAUGUUAUUAUAAUUAAAUAACAAAGGCAUUUUUGUUCAAUACUUAAUAAUCUUUUGAUACCCUUCAUAUAUACAAUUUUUUCAUUAGGCGUUUUCCUUGGUCUUCUAAACUACAAAUUCUAGAACCUUGAAAUACAUUAUUACGUGCACAUGAGCUAGGCCUGGUGAGACAGUUGUGUGUGUUUUUUGGACACUUGCAGGUCUCUUGGCAACCAUGCAUAAUUUCAGUUAUUAAAUAAUCUCACCGGUUGGAAGAUACAUGCAUGUAUUCAAUAGUUUAAUAAAUUACGAAGUCAAUAAAAUUAAUAUUAAAAAAUCUGGUAUGGAUAUACAAAAAUCAAUUACACGUGGUCAUAAUGAUUCAUAUUCCAAUUUAUAUUCCAAAUUAAAUAUGUAAAAGUCACAUCUUAUUCCAACUAGGUAUGCAUAUUUAGUUAUGAUUACUCUUAUUUAUGCAUAUUUAGUUAUAGUAACUCUUAUUUAGUUAUGGUAACUCUUAUUUAUUACCAUAUUUAGUUAUGGUAACUCUUAUUUAGUUUUGGUAACUCUUAUUUAUUACCAUAUUUAGUUAUGGUAACUCUUACAAUUGCGUGACACGCAUGUCAUGUCGGUGACUUCGUGACUUCAAUAUUUCUUAAAGAUGUAAAUUUUACUUUUUUCACUCAAUUGUUUUGUAUAUUUCCCAUAAAUAGUAAAACACAAAAGGAAAGAAAUAAUUAUGGAAAAUAUAUAAUUCUCACGUGAAUUUGACCUAUUAUGCUACAUAUAGUAACUAUUACAAUUGCGUGUCACGCAUGUCAUGUCGGUUCGUGACUUCGAUAUUUCUUAGAGAUGUAAAUUUUACUUUUUCACUCAAUUGUUUUGUAUAUUUCCCAUUAAUAGAAAAACACAAAAGGAAAGAAAUAAUUAUGGAAAAUAUAUAAUUCUCACAUGAAUUUGACCUAUUAUGCUAUAUAUAUAUAUAUAUAUAUGAUAGACAACUUUAAAAUUCACUACCCAUAUUAAAAUUGCCCUCAAGUUUUACAAAGUUUAUUGCAAUGUCGAUUAUAUCUAAGAAAAACAAUUCCUUUGUUCUUGUGAAAAACAUUGAUUCCGCUGAUGAAACACAAAAAAUCAAAGUGAAGGUUCUGGUCCUCUGGAAGACCUACAAGAGUUCUGGAAACACUCAUGAGAUGGUGUUGAUUGAUGAAGAGGGAUCAAAGAUUCAUGCUCAAGUUGAAGAAAACUUGAUGAAGAAACACCUAACUGUUCUGAAAGAAGGUGAAGCUGUGAGCAUCAAUACUUUCCAGUUGAAGGACUAUCUUGGAGAAUUUAGGACCAAUCCUUAUCCUUAUAAGAUUACAUUCUUCAGAACAACUAAGGUCAAAGCAGCUGAUGAUUUUCUCGAGUAUUAUCCAGAAAAAUAUUUUUCAAACUUUGAAGAGAUAUUAUCCGGAAAGCUAGACAAAAACAUUUUGGUCGAUGUGAUUGGUCAAAUUGUGAAUAUUGGACCAAUGGAGCAGAUAAAAACAAAGGGGAAGGAUAACUCAAAGCUUGACAAUAUUCUACGAGAUACAAUAUACAUAUCAGCAUGUGAGCUACUUGGAGAACUCUUGCUUUUCCUACUCAUUAUCGGACUACAUCAGUAGAAAAACUAUCAUUCCAUCUCCCACGUCAACAACUGGUUGUUUACAAUGAAGAUGACCCCGUUGAAGAAGUACUAACCCGAAUUUCUGUCGGGAAGUCCAAGUUUGUAGCCUGGAUGGAGGCCAAUAAGAUAUAUCCAGAAUCAAAAAAUCUCACUUAUGCAGACUUCCCAUCGUACUUUGUCUGGCAUCUAAAACCAGAAUGUGGAAACCAAGGCGGAGGGGUUUUGCAAUCGGAAGGAUCACUUAUGUGCCACCAUCUUUAGGUGAAGU
Messenger RNA from Brassica napus (rape), 2855 nucleotides. RefSeq names its product replication factor A protein 1-like. The record is from RefSeq and is a predicted model, not a curated record. The transcript has 4 exons. Lineage: Eukaryota; Viridiplantae; Streptophyta; Magnoliopsida; Brassicales; Brassicaceae. Bases 1995 to 2585 code for a protein of 196 amino acids.